AUGGAUUUCAUUGACGUUGCCAUUAUCGGAGGAGGUCCAGCUGGACUUCCCGCUGCCGGUGCUCUCGCUCGCCAACUCUACACUGCCGUGGUCUUUGACACUCAGACUUACCGUAAUAAAAACUCGGCUCAUAUGCACAUGGACUUUCGAGCCGCAACCAAAGACAACAUUUUGGCGCGCUAUUCUACUAUUCAAUUUUUUGACAUGGGUGUCACGAGGGUCGAGAAGAAAACAGACUCUCACUUCAUCCUCGUCGAUGCAAAUGCAAAGGAAUGGAACUUUCGAAAAAUCAUCCUAGCUGUGGGUAUGAAUGAUACUUUUCCCGAAACCGAGGGCUACGCUGAGCUUUGGACAAGGAGAAUGCAAUUCCCACUGUCUUUUCUGCUUCGGCUAUGA
Messenger RNA from Botrytis porri, 396 nucleotides. RefSeq lists its product as uncharacterized. The transcript is spliced from 3 exons. The record is from RefSeq and is a predicted model, not a curated record. NCBI's taxonomy places the organism in Eukaryota, Fungi, Ascomycota, Leotiomycetes, Helotiales, Sclerotiniaceae. Gene Ontology annotation, molecular function: oxidoreductase activity. Bases 1 to 396 code for a protein of 131 amino acids.